GGGAAAAGAAACGGUGUUCAGCGCGACGCCUAGACAGCCUUGCAUCCGUUCGACGGCGCGUGGACAUACUUUCUCAGCAACACCAGCGACGACAGCGCCAUCGAGGCGUGGGGGUGUGAUGCGAGCAGCGGCCCGGGGCGGAAGCGUCGCUCGCUUGCUGGACGAAUGGCAAUAUAAACAAGAGGAGCGGCUGCUGCCACGGUCGCCCCUCCCCACUGCGAGUGCAACAGAAGACUGUGGAUAGUCGGUCAUCUAGAUGGCUGUGCCAGCAUUCAGGAGCCAGCAGCAGCAGCCAUCGCUGAAGCGGAAGAGCAAUGCCGUGGCCGACGUUGGACCUAAUGGCAAGCGUGCAGGCAAGGCAAGAGCGAGCGAUGGCUCAAAUGGACGCGCAGAGCAGCCCAAUCGGAAGCCGUCAGAGGCUCCCCCACACCCCUCCUCGCUGCUGAACCUCGACACCAUCUCACCGCUGCACCAGCGCAUCAUCAUCGCGCUCGACAUCGACGCGUUCUAUGUCUCCGCGUCGCGCCUGCGAGACCCAGCGCUGCACGGCCUGCCGAUUGGCAUCAAGCAAAAGGGCAUCCUUGCGACCGUCAGCUACGAGGGCAGGGCCAAGGGCGUGCGCAAGCUCGCGUCAAUCCGCGAGGCACUUGGGCUCUGCCCCGAGCUCGUGCUCGUCAACGGGGAAGACCUCAGCUGGUUCCGCAAGCUCAGCAGCGCCAUCUUCACGCUCGUCAGGCGCGUGGUGUGGGGCGGAAAAGUGGAGAAACUCGGCAUGGACGAGCUGUUCUGCGAUGUGACCGACAUGGUUGACGCCCACCUGGUGCAGCGCAUGGCCGAACAAACAGCAAGUGGCAGCAGUGGGACAUCCGUCUCUUUCUUCGACCUCCGCCAACCUUCUCAUUCUUCACGGACCCCUUCAUUAGCUGGCGAUGUCUCCGGCACAGACGUUGACUCGCACAACGGCUUCUGGUACGUUGCCGAACCUGAUCGCGUACCCGGGCACGUCCUACCCUCGCCAGCCUCAAACAGCCGCCAAGGGCUGGGCUUAUCGAGCGCGCUGCAACAAGCGGAAGACCUGUACGCCACACGUCUGCGCAUCGGCACACACCUCGCGCUGCACCUACGCGACAUGAUCGAACGCGAGGUGGGCCUGACGCUGAGCGCGGGCGUGGCGCACUGCAAGAUGGCAGCCAAAAUGGUCGGGGCGAUCAACAAGCCCAACAAGCAGACGCUGUGGCUCCCUGUCGCACCAGCUGCUCAAAGCGCGGCCGCAGGCCGUGGGCUCGGCAGAAGGGAUGAGGUGGAGAGGGAGGCAGAAGCGCGCGACGCGCUUCUACGAGCUUUCCUUGAUCCUCUCGAUAUCCGCAAAGUCAACAGCUUUGGCUCGGCGAUCGUACAGACGCUCGAAGAUGACAUAGCAGGCAAGAAGCGCGUUAACCCCAAUGUGGCUGUGCGCGACAGCGGUACUGUGCGACAGGCAGAACAACGCGUGGAGGGCCAGCGCCCGUGGGACGCUCCAUCAGACGAGCGGCCCCUGACCGUUUCGCUUGUUUGCUCAUACUUUGACGCCGCCAGCUUCGAUGUACUGUUCGGCGAGCGCCUUGGUCAGCGCCUCUGGGCGCUUCUGCAGGGAAGGGACGACGAGCCCGUCGUACCCGCUCCGGAGUUCCCUGCGCAGAUCGGCGUCGAGGAUACGUUUCCGCGCGGAGGCAUCGCCGGCGAUGAGGUUGUCCGCCAGGUGCAGACGCUUGCACUGAGCUUGCUCCGACGGCUCGAAGUGGAGCUGCUGGAGGACGAAGAGGAGGUGGAGGAGGACCACAAAAGUGGCAUCGCGGGCAUUAAGCGGCUAAAGGAGCAGAGGUUCAUAUGCAAGAGCGAAGUCAUACAUGAACAGGGUUUCAAUGGCAUCGUCAAGACGUACCACGAGAUAGAAGACGAAGAGGAAGAGGAGACGGAAAAGGAGACAGAAGAGGCAACGAAGGUCUCACACAUCAAGCCGAAGGUCAAGUGGAAGCGCUACCCGACGAAUCUACGUCUCAGCAUACGCCAAGGUUGGAAAAACAGGACGAGUAAGCAAGGCAAAGUGCCCGUCGGCAUCUUUGACCGCAGCAUCAGCGAUAGCCCAUGUGAAAAGAGUGCGAAGGCCCGUAGCCGUCAAGAGCGGGCGCAGCUGAUCGCGCAAACAUGCAUGGCCAUGUUUCGAGCGAUGGUCGCGAAUGGCACCAUCAGCACCAGCAAUGGCGCACGCGGCACCGCUAGCGCAGCCGCGGUAGCCACUAGGCUAGGCGGAGACGUAAAUUCGAUCAACCUGAUCAACAUCACCGCUUUCGACCUCUCGAAACGCAAGCCUAGUCGAUCAAUCGGCACCCUGCUCGGCGCAAGUGGCGCUAAGAAUCGCACGCGUCCGAACGCCUCGGCAUCAAGUGCAGCUUCGGUGGCAAAAGAUACCGUGGGAGAGGGUACGCUUGACGACAAGGCUGUCGUUGAUGUGCAUGUCUUCUUGCGGCUUCCACCGGAUCUGCAGGCCGAGAUCAUGCAGAGCACCUCGCUGGAUGGUGCGCAACGUGCAGCUUUGCGCAAGGCCAUCUCUCAACCAGUUGCCGAGAGUUCCGCUGCUGCAGCAAGUCUCGGUCACGGGCCCGGGGCCGAGCAAAUACAACUGGCAUCACAUUCGGCAUCGUUCGUGGAGCCUUUAGCACCUUUUCAGACUCGGAAAGCUCCAGCAACCGGAUCAUCGGCUACGAUAGUGUGUCCAACAUGUGGCAUGGAAAUGCUCGUCUUCAUGCAGCAUGACCAUGAUCGAUGGCCGGCAACCGGCUUAGACUUGGAUCCGCUUCCAGGCCUGGACGGCGCGCCAGGGCUAGAUGCAGGCGGCGCCGCACCUUUCGAUGCAGCAUCAGUUGGUCCUGGUGAGGAGAGCCAGCUCGAUUUGCACUUUCUAGACGGAGCCGAAGGCAAUGGUUAUUGGUGAUUGCUCUCUUCCAUCUAAGCAGCGGCUGUCAGAGGCGAGGUGCAAGGAGUACGGUAGUUGUAGGCGUGGUGCCUCUCUUCGCGAAGGCCGCUGCUCAGAGGAGUGUAAUCUAACCCGACAUGGCCUGAGAAAAGCAGAUCGGCACAAGUAUGUAGCAUAAAAGCCCAUUUUCGCAUCACUUGCGAUUACCAUUAGUGAU
This is a messenger RNA of Tilletiaria anomala UBC 951, 3170 nucleotides long. RefSeq names its product DNA/RNA polymerase. Bases 257 to 2971 code for a protein of 904 amino acids. The transcript is spliced from 2 exons. Lineage: Eukaryota; Fungi; Basidiomycota; Exobasidiomycetes; Georgefischeriales; Tilletiariaceae. Gene Ontology annotation, biological process: translesion synthesis. The record is from RefSeq and is a predicted model, not a curated record. Gene Ontology annotation, molecular function: damaged DNA binding; DNA-directed DNA polymerase activity.